CACCCAUCAUGGAACGUUGUUAAAGAACUUCAUCGUGCAGUUGCUGUAAAUCCUGAAGAGGUAGCUGUGGGCACCGAUCCUAAAAUUGACUAACAUGCCCUAAGCUACAACCAUGCAAAGUUUGGUGCUUUUGUUCGAUCUGUAUAGAUCUGAGCCUUUAGCCACCGGACUAUAGUUUGAUUGCGGAGUUCAGCUCAGACUUGAGUACCAUCCGGAUCCUCCGGUAGUACUCUUUCCGGAUCUUCUCUCUCAUCUGAGAGUGCUGGACUCCGUCUCCCUCACUGACUCUGAGGUGCUUAUAGGUACCUUCCUGGAUGAUGUUGCUGACGUCGAGCUCGAUGUUACUGGAGUUGGCUAGUCGCCCUCUCUUGAAGGUGGCCUUGGAGCACUUGUCCAAUCCAAAUUCCAUGCCUAUGUCAUCACUGAAAGAUUUGAUGGUUCUCAUCAGGCCCGUUUGUUCGACAUCAUUUUUUGUGUAGGUCUUCAGGUCAUCCAUUUAGAAGAGGAGGCUGAUCUUUCCAUGGGGGGUGUUGUACCCAUGGCCACUCUUGUUCAGGAGGGAGCCUAGAGGAGCAAGAGCAAGACAAAAGACUCGAGGUGACAGUGAGUCUCCCUGAUAGAUGCCACUUUUGAUUUUGAUAGGUUUGGAUGUCUUCAUGCCCUUUUCGUGGUUUAGGUGGAGGAUCGUCUUCCACAACUUCAUGUUUUCCCACAUGAAGUGGGUGAUAAUAGAGCAGAUCGUGUAGAGUUCAAGGCUCUUGACGAUCCAGGUGUGGAGCACACUAUCGAAGGCCUUCUUGUAGUCGAUCCAGGUGGUGGAGAGGUUACGGUGCUUGGAUCUCACCUCCUCAAGGAUGGCUUUGUUGAUGCGGAGCUGGUCUUUGCAGCCAUAGCUCCUGUGGCGACAUCCUCUUUGCACUUUGUGAAGCAGGUUGUUACUUUCGAGAAAUAUGUAGGCCCUUUUUGUAAUGAUAGAGGUCAGGACCUUGUACAUAUCUGGUAA
Molecule: messenger RNA, 1003 nt
Organism: Porites evermanni
Lineage: Eukaryota; Metazoa; Cnidaria; Anthozoa; Scleractinia; Poritidae
Source: the annotation of a GenBank genome assembly